AUGGUGGAACUAUUGGGCGUUCAUGUGCUCCUGGGAAGUGGGAAACUAGGAAGUGGGAAGUCUGACAUGGAACUAUUGGGCAUUCAUGUGCUCCUGGGAAGAGAGAGACCAGACUCUUACUCUGACAGCGGGAGUACUUCAGCGGAACCAGACCCAGAGAUGCCCAAACCAGUGAAACCACACCACUGCUCCCAAUGUGGAAAUACAUUUUUCUCAUCAGGGGACCUGAAAAAGCAUAAGAGAACACACUCCGUAGAGAGGCCUUUCCAAUGCUCUCAGUGUGGAAAGCGAUUUAUCCAGUCAUCACAUUUGAAAGAGCAUAAGAGAAUACACACAGGAGAGAAGCCUUUCCAAUGCUCCCAGUGUGGAAAUAGUUUUACCCGGUUAAGGUGCCUGAAUAGGCAUAAAGGAAUACACACAGGAGAGAAGCCUUACCACUGUUGUCAUUGUGGACAGAGUUUUAGGUGGUUAGUGACCCUGAAAACACAUGAGAGGACACAUACGGGAGAGAAGCCUUUCCAAUGCUCCCAGUGUGGGAAUGCUUUUACACGGUUAGAGAAGCUGAAAGAACAUGAGAGAAUUCACACUGGUGAAAAGCCUUUCCAAUGCUUGCAGUGUGAAAAGAGAUUUAUCCAGUCAUGGAAUCUCAAAGAGCAUGAGAGGAUACACACAGGAGAGAAGCCUUUCCAAUGCUUCCAGUGUGGAAAGAGUUUUACCCGGUUAAGGUACCUGAGUAAGCAUAAAGAAAUACACACGGGAGCGAAGCCUUACCACUGUUCUCAUUGUGGACAGAGUUUUAGGGGGUUAGUAAGCCUUAAAACACAUGAAAGAAUACACACAGGAGAGAAAUAUUUCAACUGCUCUCAAUGUGGAAUUACUUUUACCUUGUUAGGGAGCCUGAAAUCACACCAGAGGACACAUGAUAAAAGCCAUACCACUGCUCUCAUUGUGGAAAGAGAACAUGAAAUCGCAUGAUUGAAUAUAGAGUCUGGGGCCAUAUUUGCGAACAUAAGCAAGCAUAUGAAGGUAAAUGGGUUUCAUGCACAAGAUGCAUAUCAGCCAAUGAACAGUGUUGAUUCACCUACAUGUGACUGACCGCUAAUUUGUAGCUGCUCCCAUCAGAUAACAUUAGCCUUAUGCUAACCUCCCCAGGUGGCAGUGAUUACAUCCUGGCACAACGUCUGCCUCAGCCAAUCAAAUAUCUUAGAUACUCUAUACACCAACCAAUGGUAUUUCUUUUAAAAAAUAGGUAAACCCUGGCCUUGUGUUUUUAUGGGGGGAAAAAAAGAUAAAUCGGGUCCUUACAAAAAAAAGUUUAGCGUUGUUAAAAAACAAAGAGCCUUAUGGAUUUAUCAUCCAGUGUAGCAGUCAUGUAGUCUAUCGUCAGUGGUGGAUCAACCCAACUGUCAUACUUGGGUAAAAGCAACGAUGACCUUUCUUAGGUUCUAAUAUUCAGAGUUAAAACUCAAAGGAGACUCUGAAAGCUUUAAAACCAAGUUCAUUCUUCCCAGAGGGUCAAUACAGCUGCAUCGGACAAAGACGUUGUUCACACAAGCACUGAUAUUUACCCCCC
Oncorhynchus nerka (sockeye salmon) is the source of this 1573-nucleotide messenger RNA. Its product is annotated as gastrula zinc finger protein XlCGF7.1-like. Gene Ontology annotation, biological process: regulation of transcription by RNA polymerase II. NCBI's taxonomy places the organism in Eukaryota, Metazoa, Chordata, Actinopteri, Salmoniformes, Salmonidae. The record is from RefSeq and is a predicted model, not a curated record. Bases 1 to 975 code for a protein of 324 amino acids. Gene Ontology annotation, molecular function: RNA polymerase II cis-regulatory region sequence-specific DNA binding; DNA-binding transcription factor activity, RNA polymerase II-specific. The transcript has 2 exons.